AUGGCCGCGCUCUGCGACUCCCGGAAGGAUAUUUCCCGAACGGCGUACGCGGACCACUUCCCGUCUGCCACAUUGUGGGAACACCACUUCAGGUGUUCUGUUUUUGCGCACAUGCAUGGAAGCGGGGAUCCGAAUGAAGAUCCGGCCCGGGAAGGUGAACCGCAAGCGAUGCUGGCGACAGAGCUUGCCGAGAUUGAGGCAAGUUUGGGAAUAUUCGACGGCACGCCUCUCGCUGAUUCACAGAACGAAGACCAGGCCAAAGAUGGUCGUGACCCGCGCGUGUCUGAUGAAGACUGGGCUGAGCUCGAAGAAGCGAAACUAGCGGACGCAGAAAAGAUGGAGCGCAUCCGCAGAGAGAUGGGUAAACAGGCCUUGCAAGCGGAGAUUCGCAAAGCGCAAGCUGUCCAAGAGAGGAUUCGUCGCAUUUGUCCCUGCCCCGCGGGUUUCAAUUGGUACAAAACACUCCGGCUGGCGUUGUGGGGGUGGCACUCAUUUUGUCAACGAUCAGGAGUUGCAGGCAAUGUUCACGGCGUAGGAUCUCUUUAUUCCCGUGUGUAG
Messenger RNA from Fimicolochytrium jonesii, 558 nucleotides. RefSeq lists its product as uncharacterized. Lineage: Eukaryota; Fungi; Chytridiomycota; Chytridiomycetes; Spizellomycetales; Powellomycetaceae. The record is from RefSeq and is a predicted model, not a curated record. The transcript is spliced from 2 exons. Bases 1 to 558 code for a protein of 185 amino acids.